ACAGACAGAGAAACAAAUGUGCAUUAUUUGAAGGGCAAAUGCCAUGAUUGAUAUAACUUGCCCUUGCUGACAUAAAGUCAUCAUUGAACGAACUCCUUCCCACCCCAUUUCCUUCCUCUUUCUAUUUAUUCCCCUCUCACAGGCUUCCUUCCACUCCCAAACCAAAACCACCCCACCCCCUCUCUCUCUCUCUAGAAAAGUAAAAACCAACUCCUCUUUCUCAUUCUCAGUUUCUUCAUAGAAAUAACAAUGGUUGAAAAGGAAGACUUGGCUUUAAGUCUAAGCUUGAACUUCUUCCACAAACCUCACCCUCUCAACCUCAUCUCUUCCUCAGUUCGAGGAAUCGACGUGAAUCGCUUACCAUCCACCGUUACCGAACACGAAGAAGAAGAAACAGGAGUUUCAUCUCCCAACAGCACAGUCUCAAGCGUCAGCGGAAAACGAAGCGAGAGAGAAGAUCAUGACGUGGACAAUAGAGGAAAUAUCAGCGAUGAUGAAGACGCUGAAACCGCUAGAAAAAAACUUAGACUCUCCAAAAACCAAUCCGCUAUUCUUGAAGAAACUUUCAAAGAACACAGUACCCUUAAUCCCAAGCAAAAGUUGGCACUUGCUAAACAACUUGGCCUUCGUCCAAGACAAGUUGAAGUCUGGUUUCAAAAUAGAAGAGCUAGGACAAAGCUGAAGCAAACGGAGGUUGAUUGUGAAGUAUUGAAAAGGUGUUGUGAAAAUCUAACGGAUGAAAAUAGAAGACUACACAAGGAACUUCAAGAGCUAAGAGCACUGAAACUUUCCCCUCAAUUCUAUAUGCAAAUGACUCCACCGACUACUCUUACCAUGUGCCCUUCUUGUGAGCGUGUGGCUGUUCCAUCCACUGGUGUUGAUGCGAUCGCUCAGGCCCAUCAUCGGGCCGUACACAUGGGCCCGUGGGCUUCUGCGGCUACUCCUGCGCAUAGGAUGUUUGAUGUUUUUCGUCAAUGAUCAGUCGGUGUUGUGAGGGUGAUUUGGUCAUUUUUUGAAUGUGGAAAACAGUGGGGAUUAAAAACGUGAUUUGGUGGGUCUUGAAUGUUUUGAAUGAGUUUGACCCAUCGUCUUUUGUUUUGUUGGGUUGAAGUAGGAGGGUUUUUAGUUUCUAAAUAUACUUAAUUUAUUUUUCCAUUUCAAGACUGUGUAAGGUGCAGAUGUCUAGUUGAUUAUAGUAAUAGUUAAUUAGUUAAUCAUGUAUAGAUUUGGGAUUGGGACUGUUAGUAUUAAUCCUAAUAAUUCACUUAUAUAUUGAUACUCCCUUCUUCAGAUGUCCGGGCUGCAGUUUAGAUUCAACUUAGGGAAUCUUUAGAUUAGUUAUGGACAUAAUUAAUAUACCUGAAUUGAGUGUAAAAAUAAUUCAGAAUUAAAUAAUGGAGGGGGAAGUUUGUUUGAA
Molecule: messenger RNA, 1417 nt
Organism: Vicia villosa (hairy vetch)
Lineage: Eukaryota; Viridiplantae; Streptophyta; Magnoliopsida; Fabales; Fabaceae
Product: homeobox-leucine zipper protein HAT4-like
Exons: 4
Coding region: 250-978 (242 amino acids)
Biological process (GO): regulation of DNA-templated transcription
Cellular component (GO): nucleus
Molecular function (GO): DNA-binding transcription factor activity, RNA polymerase II-specific; sequence-specific DNA binding
Source: RefSeq, a predicted model, not a curated record